CUGACAUCCUUAUAGAUUUCUUCUUCUUUCAGCCGUUGUUGCUGUUGCUCAAUUUUUGUUCCGUCUCGGUCUGCCCAUUGCUCGUGGUUCUGUGGAUAUAGAAUGGCACAGGAAAUCAUUUAUUUCGGCCGGUUUGUUUCGACACCAACACCUGACGAACUUCAAAUUCGGACAGGGGCUGUUCUUGUCGAUAGCAGCGAUGGAAAGGGAAUAAUACAGAAAGCAGACUGGACCGUUGCUAGCCCUGAUGAUGCUAUUAUCAAAUUCGGAGUCAAGGCGCCUGUGGUAAUAGCCAAGGAGAAUGGCUUUUUCUUUCCUGGGUUUAUAGACACUCAUAUACACGCCUCGCAGUAUCCUAAUGCUGGAAUCUUCGGAAAGUCGACGCUCUUGGACUGGCUCACCACAUACACAUUCCCUCUGGAGUCUUCCUACGGCAAUGUCAAGUCUCCCAUGUACAAGGACGCCGUCGAGCCUCCAGAUCCGCUCACCCGGGCGAACAAGGUGUAUAACAGGCUCAUCAAUCGUACUUUAGCCAAUGGUACGACUACCGCUUCGUAUUAUGCCACUAUCCAUCUGGAAGCGACCAAUUUGCUCGCACAAAUUGCCUUCCAGAAAGGUCAACGAGCAUAUAUUGGGCGUGUGUGCAUGGACAGGCCGGAGACAUGUCCAGAUUACUACCGAGACGAAAGCACCGAAGAGACAAUAACGAACACGAAGGCGAGCAUCAAAUUUUGCAGAGAGCUUGACCCUUCUGGUGAACUUUUAGCACACAUUAUCACGCCAAGGUUCGCACCUAGUUGUCUACCAGAGACCUUGAGUCAACUCGGCGCACUGGCGAAGGAUGAGGACCUCAGGGUACAGACUCAUAUAUCUGAAAACCUGAACGAGGUCGAGCUGGUCCGCGAGUUGUUUCCCGAUCAAAAGAGCUAUGCUGACGUCUACGAUCAUCAUGGACUGUUGACGGCCAAGACCAUUCUAGCACACGCUGUACAUCUCAGCAAGGAGGAGAUGCGGCUGGUCAAGCAACGGAACUCGAAGAUCAGCCACUGUCCGGCUAGCAACAGUGCUUUGGGAAGCGGCUUCUGUCCAGUGCGGCAGAUGUUGGAUGAAGGACUCGAAGUUGGUCUUGGUACCGACGUCAGCGGAGGAUACAGCCCCAGCAUUCUCGACGCGGCGAGAAAUGCUUGCAUCGUGAGCAGGCACGUGGGUCAUCUAAACAAUGGAGACAGCAAAUAUAACCUCGGGGUGUCCGAGGCGUUAUGGCUUGGUACAAUGGGUGGAGCAAAAGUCGUGGGAAUGGAAGGGCGUCUCGGUGGAUUUGAGGAGGGCAUGCUCUGGGAUGUACAAGAGAUCAACUUGGGUGAGGUCGGCGAGGAUGGUCAAGGCGAAGACACCGGUGUAGAUAUAUUCGGAUGGGAGCGUUGGGAUGAUCGGGUUGCCAAAUGGCUGUGGAAUGGUGAUGAGAGGACGGUAGGGCGAGUAUGGGUUGGAGGGAGACUGGUGCAUGAGCGGCGAUGAUGACUUCCCUACCCUAUCAACAUUGAUGCUGUGCUAAGAGUAGAGCAUGUGUUAGGUGCUUUGGAAUACAAACGAUUCGAGGCA
This is a messenger RNA of Exophiala oligosperma, 1602 nucleotides long. RefSeq names its product guanine deaminase. The record is from RefSeq and is a predicted model, not a curated record. Gene Ontology annotation, cellular component: cytosol. Lineage: Eukaryota; Fungi; Ascomycota; Eurotiomycetes; Chaetothyriales; Herpotrichiellaceae. Gene Ontology annotation, biological process: guanine metabolic process. Gene Ontology annotation, molecular function: zinc ion binding; guanine deaminase activity. Bases 103 to 1518 code for a protein of 471 amino acids. The transcript has 2 exons.